AUGAGUUUAGACAGCGAGGCCGAGACACUAGUCGAGAACGAGUCGAGACACAAGUUGAGACAGCGAAGUCUGGACCCGCAGUACGAUGUUGCUGAGCUUGAUCAGAAGCUGACGGAGACUCUGCAGGCUUCCUCCGCGCCACCCCCGCAUCAGCUUCCUUCUCUUGACAGCUUCCUUUUGAACGCCAAGACAGACGUGCACUCGCCACGCGCCGCUCCCACGCUGCUUCACUUCUGUGCCCUCUACAAUCUCUCCCAGCUGUGCGCGGCACUAGUGCGCAUGCCCGCCGCCAGGGCGGCGCUGCGCGUGCGUAACCGCGACAACGAGACGCCGGCGGAACUCGCGCGCAGGCUGGGACACGGCGCGGUCGCGGAGGUGCUGGUGGCGCCCCCUGCCGCCGAGCCCGCCGCUGCGCCUGCCGCUGCCGCAGAUGCUGAUGAGAAGGAGGAGGUGAGAUGCCGGGGUUGA
Molecule: messenger RNA, 468 nt
Organism: Priapulus caudatus
Lineage: Eukaryota; Metazoa; Priapulida; Priapulimorpha; Priapulimorphida; Priapulidae
Exons: 3
Coding region: 1-468 (155 amino acids)
Molecular function (GO): signaling receptor binding
Source: RefSeq, a predicted model, not a curated record